Molecule: messenger RNA, 513 nt
Organism: Momordica charantia (bitter melon)
Lineage: Eukaryota; Viridiplantae; Streptophyta; Magnoliopsida; Cucurbitales; Cucurbitaceae
Source: RefSeq, a predicted model, not a curated record
AUGCAAGUCGCACAGAGGCGUCAAAAGAGUUAUGCGGACGUCAGGCGUAGGGAGCUCGAGUUUGUGGUAGGUGAACGGGUGUUUCUUCGUGUGGCACCCGUAAAAGGGAUUUUACGAUUUGGGAAGAAGGUCAAGCUCAGCGCAAGGUUCAUUGGGCCUUUUGAAAUUUUGGAACGGAUCUGCCCAGUCGCGUAUAGGUUGGCCUUGCCACCAUCGUUGGCAGCGGUUCACAAUGUGUUUCACGUGUCUAUGCUGAGGAAGUAUAUUCAUGACCUUUCGCACGUCUUGGACCCCGAACCAUUGCAACUGGAUGAGUCCUUGUGCUACGAAGAGGUACCCGUCAAAGUUUUGGCAAGAGAAACCAAGUUGUUGAGGAACCAGACGAUUCGCUUGGUUAAGGUUUUAUGGAGAAACCACCAAGUGGAAGAAGCUACUCGGGAGCGGGAGGACGAUAUCAAGGCGAGGUACCCUAAACUGCUAGAACAGUCAACUUUCGGGGACGAAAGUUUUUGA